CCAGCUCUCGCUCUGCCUUCUGGGAUACUGGAGGACCGAGCAGUGAUGGUGGUUCUCUCUGGGAUUUGGCUCCUUUUCGCUCACUUUGCGUUUUCAGCGGCGAUUUACGAGGACCAAGUCGGGAAAUUCGACUGGCGACGCCAAUAUGUUGGAAAGCCUCGGUUUGCACAUUUUGAUGCACCUACACAGAACUCAAGGAAACUCAUGGUUGCAACAGAGAAUAACGUGAUUGCUUCUCUCAACUUGAGGAAUGGGGAGAUCAUCUGGCGCCAGGUGGAUAAAGAAGGCCCUGAGGGAAAUGUGGAUCUGAUGUUAUUCAAUGGACAAGAUGCACUGACUGUGUCUGGAGGAGGGCGAUUGCUGCGCUCAUGGGAUACAAACAUUGGUGGCUUGAACUGGGAGUUCCUGCUCGAAACUGGCAGUUUUCAGGCAGGUUGCCUUGUCGGCUCUGCUGAAGGAGUCAGGUACAUUGCCAUUCUGAAGAAAACAUCUAUUUCACUCCAUUUUCUCUCGAAUGGACAUCAGAAAUGGAGUGAAGCUUUACCAGAAAGUGAGAAGGUCCAAUAUCAGCUCCUAUAUUCGGGAGGAAGUGGCACAGUGUACCUAGUGGGAACAGUUGCUGGCUCUCACCUUGUCAUCAUUCGCUAUGACAUUGACGAUGGAAAAAUCAUCGAACAGGUGACUAUAUCAGCCCCAUGGAUCCAACGUUUGCGGGAUCUUUGUGGAGUUGUUGGGGAUGGGAUCUUGACAUGCAUAGACACCAAAUCUCACUGCCUUUGGAUAUUGCCAUUGGAAUCUGACCAAGAACCUGAGCAAGUCAUUUUACAGUCUCUAGAGCUGGAACUAGCUGAAGGGUUUGAGGGAAAGAUUUUAACAACUCAGUCAUCUCCACUGGUGGCCUCGUCUUCUCAAUUCUGCCUUCAGUUGUCGGAGACCCAUUAUGCAUUAUUACAGCUGCAUGAGGGAAUGGUCAGCCUGCUACGUGACUUUGUACAGGCUGUGUUAGUAUCCUUUGCUACAACUGGUGACAAGGUGGUGGCGGCUGUGAUGACUGCUAGAAACAAAACAGCUUUUAGUGUCAAUCUGUACUCAGCAGAGUAUGGCAGGCGGCUACUGGACACAGCCAUGAACUUUAAUCUGGAUCCAAACUGUGGCCAACCUGAGCAGCUCUAUAUUCAUGCAUUCCAGAAGAAAGAUGACUCUGUCGGCUACCGUGCACUGGUACAGACUCUUGACCGUGCGUUGAUCUUCAUCCAGCAACCAGGUCGAAUUAUUUGGACACGGGAAGAGGCAUUAGCAGAAGUUGUUACCAUGGAGAUGGUCGAUUUGCCUCUAACAGGAACACAGGCAGAACUGGAGGGUGAAUUUGGGAAGAAAGCAGAUGGUCCGAUGGGAAUGUUCAUGAAGCGAUUGUCCUCUCAGCUGAUCCUGCUGCAAGCCUGGAGCUACCAGCUACUCAAAAUGUUCUAUGAUGCACGUAAACCUCGCAGCCACUCAAAGAAUGAAAUAACAAUAGAGAACCUGGCCCGAGAUGAGUUUAACCUGCAGAAGAUGAUGGUGAUGGUGACAGCAUCUGGAAAGCUCUUUGGAAUCGACAGUAGCUCUGGGACCAUUUUGUGGAAGCAAUACUUUGAGAAUGUGAAACCAGGAUCCUCCUUCAAACUGGCUGUGCAGCGAACAACUGCUCACUUCCCCCACCCACCACAGUGUACCCUGAUCAUCAAGGACAAGGAAACCAGACUCAGUUCUCUUCAUGUUUUCAACCCGAUCUUUGGAAAGCGGAGUCAUGUGAAUCCACCCCUGUUAACCCGACCUAUUCUUCAGUCUUUGUUACUUCCGAUUAUGGACCAAGAUUAUGCUAAGGCCCUGCUCCUGAUUGACGAUGAGCUCAAGGUGACUGUCUUUCCCUCCAGUAGAAACAUCCUGCAGCAACUCCAGGACUCUGCACCCGUGAUUUUUUUCUACCUGGUGGAUCCUGUUUGGGGGAAGUUGAAUGGAUUCCGUCUACACAAGGAUCUUAGGACGGAGGAAAUCUGGGAGGUGGUGAUUCCGACAGACACACAAAAAAUAGUGAUUGUGAAAGGAAAGCGGUCGAAUGAGCAUGUGCACUCACAGGGCCGGGUCAUGGGAGAUCGCAGUGUCCUGUACAAGUAUCUCAACCCCAACUUGCUGGCAGUGGUUACUGAGAGCAUUGAUACUCACCAUGAACGCACCUUCAUCUGUAUCUACCUUAUUGACGGGGUGACAGGACGAAUCAUCCACGAAUCUGUGCAGCGGAAAGCAAGGGGGCCAGUUUACGUUGUGCACUCGGAGAACUGGGUGGUGUACCAGUACUGGAACACAAAGUCCCGAAGGAAUGAAAUGACUGUUUUGGAAUUGUACGAGGGAACAGAGCAAUACAACAGCACAGCAUUCAGUUCACUCGAUCGUCCCUUCUCUCCCAUCGUCUUUCAGCAGUCCUACAUCUUCCCGUCAGCCAUCAGUCUGGUGGAAGCUACAAUCACAGAGAAAGGGAUCACCAGCCGCCACCUGCUGAUUGGACUGCACUCUGGAGGAAUUCUUUCUUUGCCAAAAGCAUUUCUGGAUCCUCGACGCCCAGAGGUUCCAUCUGAGCAAAGCCGGGAGGAGAACUUAAUUCCAUACGCUCCAGAACUCCCAAUCCGAUCAGAGUGGUACAUCAACUACAAUCAGUCUGUUUCCAGAGUACGGGGAAUCUACACAGCUCCUUCUGGUCUGGAGUCCACAUGCUUGGUUGUUGUCUACGGACUGGACAUCUUCCAGACUCGAGUUUAUCCAUCAAAGCAAUUUGAUGUUCUAAAGGAUGAUUAUGAUUAUGUGCUCAUCAGCAGCGUCCUCUUUGGGUUGGUUUUUACAACCAUGAUCACAAAGCGCCUUGCCCAGGUGAAGCUCCUGAACCGAGCUUGGCGAUAGAUACCAUCGGCACAGAAGAGAGUAGUUGUCUUGUAGAGAGGAACAGAAGAUGGGUGCAACCUUAUCAGGGACCCCGGUGGAGUUGAUGCUCUUAUGCCCAUGUACAUACUAUGUAUAUUUUUUGUAACAGUCUCAUUAUGAGAAGCAGAUUGAUGGACACUUUCAUGAGUAGAUUUUUUUUAAAAAAAUUGGUUUCAUUGCUGUAAAAAAAAAAUAAUUGAAGCAUUUCUAUUGAUCAGAAAUUUUUUUGAGGUGAAAGAUAUUUUUGUUCAUGCAGAGCUUGGAGCAAAAACGGGAGCUGUUGAAAGUGAGAUGUUAUGAUUAAUAGCAAAGCUGAAUUUGAAAGUUUCCCACUGCUGCGCUUUAAAUCUUUAGCUUUUGUUGUGUUUAUGGAGCUAGUUGAUAUUUGAAAAUACAACAUGGAUGUUGCAUCUGGCUCAGGUUCCCCUUUAAACACAAGUGCCAGAGACUAGUUACAUUGCCAGAAUAUCGGACGGAAAACUUGGUCUUGUAUACAGUUUAAAUUGUCCGGCGUUCUGGUGUUCCUUUUGGUCUGAUGCUCCAUUGUGAGACAGGUUUAGAAAUUGUUUUGAAAGAGCUUGUCUGCAAUGCUAAAGCACUGCCACCAGAUGUUGCUAGACUAUUUUUUUUGUCUGGAUAUGCACUGGAUUCAUAAGGAGGUAGGAGAGUAUACUACAUUUUCCAUCUUUGGGCAUUAUCUUCAGUCCCAACACUUCUAAAUGGACAGUACAUUAUUGACUUGGCAUCUUUUAUUUUUAAUGCCAUGAUUAUGUUAUCUUCUCUCCAAGUAAUGAACAAUCCCACUUUACGAUGUUACAUGUUGAUGGUUUUUGUGAGGAGUGGUUGAUAGUGGAUUGCUGAUUGAUUACUUACAUGAAUUUGAAAUAGUUGCUGUUAAUUGUUUUGAUUGAAAUCCUGAAGCUUGUGUAGGGUGAGUGUGCAUGUACCUUCAGUGUCACCCGACAAAUGCCUUGAAAUACAAAAAAAUUCUGAAAAAUUUAACAGUUGCAACUUGCAAGUGUCCCAUAGGAAUAGAAGAUUUUGCCUGUUUCUGAUUUUAAGUUAUGGAUGUUUGAUACUUAACUCCUUAAAAACCUUGACAGGAUUUUAGAGCCAAUUUAGAAUGUGCAAUGGAUGAAUGAGUGAACAGGAUUAAAGCCUGAUCUCUGUGAAUAGCUGAGAUUCUAAUCAUGUGCCCAAGUUUCAGCAUUGUGUUGCAGGAAAGGGAGGCUAAGAAUGAGGGUACUAAGCUUUUCCUGAUUAGUUACAUGUCUUCUCUCCCAUUCCUGUAAUUCAAGGAUAGCCACAUCAAAAACAUUGAUACUUGAAACUGAUACAUUGAAAUUUGUUAAAUAGUGAGUACUAAUUUAUGUUUCAUGGGUUGUUUUGGAAACCACUAAAUAAAAUGUUACUGCAACAUUCAA
This is a messenger RNA of Carcharodon carcharias (great white shark), 4376 nucleotides long. It is a transcript of the gene emc1, whose product is annotated as ER membrane protein complex subunit 1. The record is from RefSeq and is a predicted model, not a curated record. The coding region runs from base 46 to 2931 and encodes 961 amino acids. NCBI's taxonomy places the organism in Eukaryota, Metazoa, Chordata, Chondrichthyes, Lamniformes, Lamnidae. Gene Ontology annotation, biological process: protein folding in endoplasmic reticulum. Gene Ontology annotation, molecular function: protein binding. The transcript is spliced from 22 exons. Gene Ontology annotation, cellular component: EMC complex.